AGGAGAGUGGUCUGCCAUAUUCCGAAUUUUACUAAGAACUGGGCUGUUAUAGUACUUUCGAUUUUGUUUGUGGGAUACAGAAGCCUGGGAGGUAUCACGAACGUGAGGGGUGUUGGGAGAUGGCGACAGGGGGAGGGAACAAGUGUUUCAUGUGCGGAGGAGAAGGGCAUUUCGCCAGGGAAUGUCCCUCUCAACGCACGCCGCAAGGUAGUGGGAUUGGCGGGAAUUCCACGCCUAGAUAUUGGACACCUCGGAGACAGGAGGAUACGGAAGAACGUGAGUUUUUGAGGCAGAUGAUCCAAGAGAAGAAGGAGGAACAGGCACGAAGAAAGGAGUUGGAGGAGAAACAGAAGAUGGAUGAGAUUAUCCGGCAGGAGAUUGAGAGAAAAUUGGAAGCUUUGGAGGCGAGGGUCAUGUCAAAAUUCGGUAGGCAGUACUUAGCGGCGAAGGAGGAGGCUCGUAAGGAGGAGGUCAGGAUGGUAGGUACUAGGUCGCCAACAAGGCAUGUCCCUCAAUCUGUCCAUGUUAACCCUGAUUACUCUAAUAUGGGGAUCGAGGACAUUGAAGUUGAAAUUGCGAAGCUCUACGAGGUGCAAGAGAGGAAGAGAAAAGGCAAAGGUCCUUUGGAACCUGGCCUGAGGCGCCAAUUUCGGCAACCUGUUUUCCAACGGGAUAUUCCGACGAUCCAUGAUCCUCUAGUGGCGGGGGAAUCUUCGAGAAUGGGCGAGGAGCGGGGGUGCACCAAGGUUCCUGCAGGUAGCGGGCCUGAAGGGAUACUCGCUUACAUUUUGGAGCAGCGCAAGGUGCUCGCUGCGAAGAAGAAGAUCAGUUGAAGACUAUUUGUGAGAUGUAGGGAGUUACUUACACUACGAAGG
Molecule: messenger RNA, 875 nt
Organism: Chara braunii
Lineage: Eukaryota; Viridiplantae; Streptophyta; Charophyceae; Charales; Characeae
Source: the annotation of a GenBank genome assembly